Molecule: messenger RNA, 2609 nt
Organism: Drosophila subobscura
Lineage: Eukaryota; Metazoa; Arthropoda; Insecta; Diptera; Drosophilidae
Gene: vlc
Exons: 5
Coding region: 310-1980 (556 amino acids)
Biological process (GO): signaling
Cellular component (GO): glutamatergic synapse; postsynaptic specialization
Molecular function (GO): molecular adaptor activity
Source: RefSeq, a predicted model, not a curated record
GUCUAGCUGAUCGAUAAAUCCGCGGUCACACUGGCUGCAUAAAAGUGUUUUCAUUCGCAAUUUUUCAUAUUUUUCCAAUAAAUUAAACUGGAGGGAAUUGAGUGGCUCUUCUACACCAGGCAUCAGGAGCGUCCACUGUUGGCUUUCAAAGAUACCAGUGGCAGCCUAAACUUCCCAACGCCGCUCUCUGUGAAGGACAUCACACGCGAGUUUACCGCCAACUUACGUGAGCGCUGCAUUCUGCGAUCGCCGCAGCAGUUACAGCACACUACAACCGCCUUUGUAGAUCCCGGGACGGGCUUGGUGCGUAUGGUGCUGUCACCUGUUGCCGCAGAGUCCGCCAAUGAGCCGAACGCUGCAGGCGUCGAUUUUGACAUCGAUGCUUGCGCUGGAGCCUCUUCCAUUGUCAUCAACUCCACCGCCACCGCCAUCGCUGCAGCUGAGAAAAAGCCUAGUUACCUGAACUUGGCUUGCAGCGUCAACGGAUACUCGAAUCUGACCACCUACGACUCGAAGAUUCGCCAAGACAUCAACAAGUCGCGUGAGGUCUCGCCGAUCCGCCCCUCCACCAGCAGUCUGCAAUAUUGCAAGCGCAACAAUUCCCUGGCGGCCCCAGUUCUCAAUAGCAUGCCUGUCAUCAAACAGCCCUGCACGCCCAGCAAGUACAGCCUGGUCGAGGAGAGCAACAAUAACAAGGGGCACAGUCCGGAGAAUGGAGUGGAUUCAGCUAUCGGCCAAUGCAAUGGUAGUGCCAAUGGAAGCGGCAGUGGCAGCGGCAGAAAUGGCUCAACCAGCAGCUUCAUAAAGCAGCGUGUGGAGCGCCUGUACGGGGCAAGUGCUUUGACUCAGGGCUUCUACAGCCCAAAGAAGCAUGGCCGGUCCAAUUCGCCAUCCUCAGCGUGGGCGUCAAAGCAUCAGCUCGAAGUGGAGACCUCGCAAAACUCAGAAUUGGCUCGCAAAUUUAAACAGCUCUCUCCCAGCAAGGAUUACGGAGAGUUUCGGAAAAAGCUGCACAACAACUGCUCCCAGACUGCAACGACGCGACAGUUAGAGGAGUCUUCGCCAGAGAAAAACGGCGACGUAGACUUGCCUGUAUUUAGGCACCUAAGUCAUGAGUUCCGUGCCCAGUUACCCACGGUGUCGCCGAAGCGAAGUGUGCCCCGGUCCAUUGCCUCUUUAGAGGUAAAUCUGGCCACUGGGGAACCACUGUCGGCACCAGCUGCAAUAGAUGUUGUUGACCACGAGGCCGUACAAAUUCCCCAAUUGGAUUCGGAGCAGUAUAUUGUCAACACAUCAAUUAUAACAUCCCCUUUAAAGGAAAAGGAUGGAAAUCAUUUUCUUAAAAUACUCAAAGGAGAACAGGAUCGUCUGCUUGCGCUGGCCGCCCUUGCAGAAAAGUACACAGAUGCCUUGGCUAAUAAUCCCGCUAUCACAGAGGACACCUUUGGACUGCUGCGGUCUGCCUCUGGGAAGGCUCGUCUUUUGGCCUCGAAGAAAAUGAAGCAAUUUGAGGGCCUCUGUCACAACAAUUUGAAUCCCUCACCAGAGGACGCGUUUCCCACAACAGGCGACGAUUUGCAGGGAUUCUGGGACAUGGUGUAUUUACAGGUGGAGCAGGUUGAUUCCAUAUUCGCCGAUAUAGACCAGCUUAAAAUGAAUGAUUGGAAGGCGAAACCUGAACCUUCUGCGGUGGAGACGGUGUCCACUAAAACAAUAAAAACUGCAAAGGCGGGAAAUUUGAAAGCGAAAACGGCCGGAUCGACUAAAAUAGCAAAUGGUUCGAAAUCAGCUACUGCGAAUUCGUUGGCAGCAUUGCGACGUGAGGCCCAGAGGAAGCAAUUGCUGGAGAUGAAGCGUCAACGCCGUGAGGCCCUGGCCGCUGGGACUAAGAGUCCAACUGCCUGUGAAGACGCCCCAGGGCAGCAGGGGGAAGGAAUCGGGGAGAGUUCUGCCUUUUUGGGCGUGAAGAACAGCAGCUAAAUAGUGCUCAUUGCAAUCGGCAAUACAUGCUCUCUAGGUAUAAAUCUAUUUAAACUUAACACACUCACAAAUGUAAACCACACUCAUACUCGUACACACAAACAUAACAAGACCAUACUACAUAUGCUUAGAAAUUCCUAGUUGAAUUAAUCCUUAACUAGUCCCAACUAAAAUGCACACGGUGGAGCUGAACUGCAUGAUUAUUCUUGUGUCACAAAUGUAGAGCAAGCCACCAGCGGCCCGCCUUAUUUUUUAGUGGGUCGAUACAGUGAGCCACAUGCUCCAGCAUCGAUAGCGACAUUGAUGGGCUCGAUAGCGCCUUUAAUGGUUUAUAAAAUUUGCCUUAUCUGCGCUCGUUAAGCAACUUAGCUAUACGCACUCUAAACUACUUGAAAUUGUUCAUGACAGUUAUAAAAGACAUAUAUUCUUGCGUAAUUACACAAGAAAUAGGUACAAAAACAAACACAAAACGCUAACAAAUCCCUUGUAUUAGAGAAAUCGAUCUUUUAUAUUCAUUUUUGAAAAGUAACGAAUCUAAAUUAUACACACAUAAAUAUAUAUAUUUUUUUGGCAUAUUAACAGCUGCAUGAACUGAGAUUGAUUAUUCUAGUUGUGAAGUUGUGAAGUUG